AUGUCUUCCGACGAGAGGUUGGACCGGCUUCGCACCAACGACCUGGAGCUGGGUGUGACCCAUGCUGUCGAGCGACACAUUACUCGAAACGUCGUUGCCCCCAAGCCCGUCACCCAGCGCAAGCUCAACUAUGAGGAGCGUCGUCCGCGAUGGCUCCGUGAGUGCAUGGCCGAGGCCACGGGCGUCUUCUUCUACGUCUUCCCCGGAAUAGCCUCCAUCGCCUCCUUCACGCUCAACACCACCAGCCCAAUCGGCGUCACCGCCUUUGGCAGCCUCUUCCAGAUCGGCUGGGCGUUUGCCCUGGGCAUUGCCUUUGCCAUUAUCACCUGCGCCCCGACGUCUGGUGGCCACUUCAACCCGGCCGUGACCGUCGCUCUGUGGGUCUGGCAGGGGUUCCCGACGAAGAAGGUGCCGUACUACAUCUUCAGUCAGAUAUUCGGCGCUUUCAUGGCGGGGCUUGUCGUCAUGGGCAUGUACUGGCCGCAGAUAUCGGAGAUGAAGGCCGAGCUCCUCGCCGCCGGCAAGCCCCUCGUGGCCAACGGCGCGCCGGCCAGCAUCCUCUGCUCCUUCCCCAACCCUGACCAGACAAACCUGGGAUACGUGUUCCUCACCGAGUUCUUUGUCGACUCCUUCAUCGGCAUCGUCAUCUGGGCGUGUCUCGACCCGGCGAAUCCCUUUGUCAGCGCCGCCGGCGCCCCGUUCGUCAUUGGUCUCGCGUACGCUGCCAUGGUAUGGGGCUUUGCCGACAUUACCAUCAGCACGAACCUGGCUCGUGACUUGGGGACACGUAUUGUUGCGGCAAUCUUUUUCGGAAAGGAGGCGUUCACCUACAUGGGGUACACGCCCAUCGCCGUGCUCGUCAACAUCCCCGCCACGCUCCUGGCGACGGGUUACUAUGAGAUGUUGAUGCGGGACAGCCUGCUCAACAUCCACAAGGGCCACGCAGUGCACGAGGAGGGCGAGGACGGGCUGAUGCGGCACAUUAGCAGGGUGACGACGGGGUAUGAUGUCGACACCAUCGACGGCCGGCGUCGUGACAACCGAGAGAAGAGGGGCUGA
Purpureocillium lilacinum is the source of this 1059-nucleotide messenger RNA. RefSeq lists its product as uncharacterized. Gene Ontology annotation, biological process: glycerol transmembrane transport; water transport. Gene Ontology annotation, cellular component: plasma membrane. NCBI's taxonomy places the organism in Eukaryota, Fungi, Ascomycota, Sordariomycetes, Hypocreales, Ophiocordycipitaceae. The record is from RefSeq and is a predicted model, not a curated record. Gene Ontology annotation, molecular function: glycerol channel activity; water channel activity.